AUGGUGGCUGAGGUCGUCACUGGUGAAGGUUUGUCGAUGGUGGCUCCGAGGUCGGCUCUUGGUGUUGCGAGCUCGUCGACGGUGGCUUCGAGCUCGCCGGUUGUGAUGCCGAGCUCGUCGACGAUAGUUCCGAGCUCGCCGGUGGAGAUCCCGAGCUCGUCGACGGUAGCUCCGAGCUUGCCGGUGGAGAUCUCGAGCACAUAUCCUGAUAUCCCGAGCUCGUCGAUGGUUGCUCCGAGGUCGGCUCCUGGUGUUGUGAGCUUGUCGUUGGUGGCUCUGCGGUCGGCUUCCGGUGUUGUGAGCUCGUCGAUGGCAAUCCCGAGCUCACUUUCUAAUAUCCCGAGCUCGUCGACGGUUGUUCCGAGGUCGGCUCCUGGUGUUGCGAGCUUAUCGUCGGUGGUUCUGAGGUCGGCUCCCGGUGUUGUGAGCUCGUCGAUGGCAGUUCCGAGCUUGAUUUCGUCUGUUUCUGCACCGGGUUCUUUGUUGGUGAAAGAAUGUGGUCCAGAUGUGGAGGGUACGAGCUUGUCGCUUGCUAUGCCGAGCUCCACGGAGCCGUGUUGUGAUGAAGUGGGGUUCAGUUCGUUGGAUGGGGAGUUUGCUCGUGAGCAGCUGUCUUUGUUGGUUUGUGAGAUGGAGCUUACUGAUGGCCGCAAGUCGUGGUCGGAGAUUGCUGAAUCUGGUAUUUUUGCUGAGGUAGGUACUCUUACGGGAAGCGAAGCAGAAGAUAGGGUAAGCGCGAGUUUGAUUGAGGAAAGGACCGAGUUUCUUUUUGAUGAGCACAGGACAAAUUUGGUGGCAGAGCCUGGUGUUGGAGGGUCGAAACUAUCUUUAAAAACGCCUCCUGUUGUCUCGAGUUCGUCAUCUUUGGUGAAGAAGACUAUGUUGGAAACUAUCCGGGAACAUGAGCAGAUGCAGUUGGCGAAAUCCUUUCGAGCGAGAGAGUCGUCGUUGGAAACUACAAGUUCCUCUGAUGGUAGUUCGUACUCGAGUUCUUAUAGUGAGGAAUCUGCGGAUGGCGCUGAUGUUGCUAAUGAAUCUGAUAACGUUGUUCGAGAUGACGGACAAGAUGAUGAUGUUGAAAAUGUUGAUGUUGAAAAUGAUGGUGUUCUGGGAAGCGCCGGUGAUGAGCAGAAUGGAACCGGUGAUGUUGAUGUUGAUGAGGAAAGUGAGCAAGACGAGUUUGCUAGUGACGGUGAUCGUGCCGCUGUUGGAGAUGAUUACAUGGGUGACCGAGAUGGUGUAGAUAGACGUAGUAAUUUUAGUGAUGAGCAUGAUGAUUUUAGUGAUGAGCAGGAUAAUUUUAGUGGUGAGCAAAGCGGUGUUAGUGGUAGUCUAGAGAUCAUUGUUGUAGCUGAUGGGAGGGAUGAUGCCGACAGAAGCAGUGAUCGUCGAGCCGAUAUUACUGAUAUUUUGAGAAAAAUAAAACAAGAAAGCUUGGCUGCCUCCCUUGCUGGUUCGCUUGAUGCCUUUGGUGCUCCUUGUGAUUAUGUGAAGAAAAAAAGGGUCAGGAAGGCGAGGGAAAGGCCUAGGAGUUUCAUAGGUCCUCUUGUUAAUCAUCCGGAUCCAUCGGAGUCAUUUCCUUCUAUUGUUAGUGAGGACACAGUUAAGUGGAUCUUAGCCAACUGUUGCCGCAAUGGAGUCAUAGAAGCGCGUAUCCCUGGCGAAGAUGAACGUCCGUGGAUGGUUUCGGAUGGGUGGCUUUGUGUUUAUGACUUCUGGUUCACCGAGCAUCAUUUGUGGUUUCCCCUCCCGAGGUUGCUGUUGGCGUAUUGUGAUGAACAUCUUAUUGCACUGGCUCAACUUACUCCUGCUGCUAUUCGAAACAUAGUUGUGGCUUUGUUCACAGCCGCGGAUAUUGGUGUUCACAUGAGCCUAUGUUUGUUUGAACGUAUUGCGCACAUUACUCGGUGUGAUAAAACGGACGGGGCUUUUUAUGUGUCUAUGAAGAUUGGUUGUGGUGUUGUUGGGGAGAGGAAGAGAAAAACGUUAUGUUGGAUUAAGAAGUUUUUUUAUGUUCGAAUUGCACAUUCGUCGGUCCCUGAUGUUUCUGAUAUGAGUGCCCCUUUUAGGAGUAGUUGGAAUCCUUACAAUGGUCGUCAUUUGGCUGGUGUUCCUCUUGCUCCUGGUGAUAGUGAGUGCGUGGAAUACUUUAAAGGGAUGAAGGCUCGGGAUUGGACUGUGGUGAGGCGAUCAGAGGUUUGGCGGUGCAUCCCGUUUAUUGACUCAGCUUGUUGGAGGAAGAUGGAUUUGAGCGAGAUUCCGAGUUUGGUUGACUGUUUUGCUGGAGGUAGUGACGAUGCCCUUGUUGAGUCUGGUCAGUGUACCGCCGGUGUAGAGCCUUCGGCAUCUGCUCGUAGUAUUGUUGUGGGUCUUACUAGUACGACAGUUCCUGUUCCGUUCGCUGGUGUUUCCGGAAAGGAAGUUGUUGUUGCGGGAGGCGAGAAGGUUGUGAAGAAAAGAGUUGCCGCUGGUCAUUCACCAAAAAACGUGCCCCUUUCGAAAUCUCGCAAAGUUGUGAGCUCUGAUGUUGAGCCGUCUUUGGUGGUUGAGUCGCCUGCUGCGGAGAAGGCUGCCUUUGAACCGUUUGAACAUUCGUUCAAUGGUUUGUCCUUGGGAUGUGGUGAUCUUUUUAAGUUGUUUCAAUCGCCUGGUGGCGUUGAUGGUUUGCCUUUUGACCACGGCAGGCGCGGUGAGUGGUAUCAGGAGUUCGCUCAUCACUUGGCUGUUGCUACAAAAUUUGUGAACAAAUUGAUGGUUAAUCAGGAUGAAGAGCUUGAAGAGGUGAAGGCGGAACUUGAAAAAUGAAGGCUGAGCUUGCCUCUGUUGAGGGCAAGGCUGAUAGUUCUGAGGAAAUAGCGGCUCUGCGCGGUAAGUAUGAGGCUGAGAAGAAAGUGUCCUCAGAUGCAUUGGAAGAAGUUCAAAGACUCACUGCAAAAAUAGCUCUGGAAACUGGACGGGUGAAGAAGCGUCAAGCGGCCGACUUGGAGCGUUUUAAGAAGGAAAAAGAGGUGGCGGGCAGGAGGUAUCGCAGGGCAGUAACGAGACAUGAUGAUGUGCUUGCUACUUUUAAUUCUCGUAUGGAAAAGGUGCGGAGGUAUAUGGAAAAUCAGAAGGUUGUUCGCACAUCUAUGUAUGGAGUGAAUCAGAUUGUGGGAGUGCUUGAUGCUGCCAAGACUUGGAAGAAAGAGGCAAUAAUUAUUCCUGAUGGUAAGGUUAAGCAUCUUGAGAAUGAAUUGGUCCGGAGGAAGGAGAAGGCAAACUUGGUUGUUCGUGUUGAGUUUGAACCCAAGGAACUGGCUGAUAUCCCUUCCUUUGAUUUUACUCAUCCACUCUCUCCUGUUCAUCUGACUCUGGCUGCAGGGGUUGAAGAUGCUGUUAAGGCAAGAGGGAAGGAGGAAAAUCGUCGUCGUGAGGAAGCAAGUCGUCGUCGUGUGGCUGAGCGUGCUGGUGCUGUGUCUUCGGAUGUGAGGCGUGAGGGUCAAGUUCCUUCCCGCCCGUAGUUUAGUUCGUGUGAUCGUCAAGGCCCUGCGUGGCUGCUGCUAUCUUUUAUUUUGCUGCUUUUUUUUAGACUUUGGUUGUUAAGAUUUGAUCAUGUUGAUCUCUUUCGGAUAUGGAUGGUGGUCUUCUUGUUGGUUUGGUUGUUAUGAUGGAUCA
Molecule: messenger RNA, 3654 nt
Organism: Brassica oleracea var. oleracea
Lineage: Eukaryota; Viridiplantae; Streptophyta; Magnoliopsida; Brassicales; Brassicaceae
Exons: 4
Coding region: 1-2805 (934 amino acids)
Source: RefSeq, a predicted model, not a curated record